Molecule: messenger RNA, 627 nt
Organism: Vicia villosa (hairy vetch)
Lineage: Eukaryota; Viridiplantae; Streptophyta; Magnoliopsida; Fabales; Fabaceae
Product: protein FAR1-RELATED SEQUENCE 5-like
Exons: 1
Coding region: 1-627 (208 amino acids)
Source: RefSeq, a predicted model, not a curated record
AUGGAUGAGAUUUUGUCUUCCACAAAUGUCACUCAAGAUGUUGGUUCAAUCUCCGAUGAAAAUAAAGAAUCGUGGCAACAUUUUGUCUUCCACGACCUUUCAUCAAUCAAGGAUUUCUACGCUAAAUACGCUCAUGAAAGGGGAUUUUCUUUGAGAAGAAAUUUGCACUCCUUCUAUGAUUCUCGUAACAGAAAAAUGGACAUUGUGCAAUAUGUCCGUUAUGUUUGUAACAAGCAUGUUUUCAAGCAUGAGAGUCGGGCGGAUCCUAAGAACAAAACAAACUCGGAUACUCCUGUUCUCAUUGAAUAUCAGAAAGAGAAAGAACUUCCCGAGGAAAGGACUGGUUGCCCGGCUAGUAUUUCGUUGAAGUAUGAUUCCAAUGUUAAAGGUUAUCACAUAUACAAAUGGAAUGUUACUCAUAACCACCCUCUCCAUAAACCUGAGCAUUCACAUUACCUGAGAUCUGCUCGAGAGAUUAGUGAGCCUCAAAAACAACUUGCUAUAAUAAAUUCAAAAUCAGGCAUGUCUGUAAGAUUCUCCUUUCAAGUUAUGCGUCAAAUAGCUGGUGGUUCAAAGAACCUUGGGUAUUGGUUCCAAGAUUUAAAGAACUUUCUCACCACUGUUUAA